CCCCCACCCCCCCCCCCCCCCCCCCCUCCUCCCCCCCAUCCUCCCACACCCCGCCCCAACCCGCUCUCCUCCCUUCCCUCUCCUCCCUUGCCUCCUCUCUCCUCCUCCCCUCCCUCUCCUCCUCCC
Molecule: messenger RNA, 126 nt
Organism: Pseudonaja textilis
Lineage: Eukaryota; Metazoa; Chordata; Lepidosauria; Squamata; Elapidae
Source: RefSeq, a predicted model, not a curated record